GAACAGCUAUACGUGCGAACAAGUCGAGCAAGUUGAGUUCCUCCCGAAAAAAUCGUCUCUCCAUUUUCACGGGCCACUUAGCUGUUGCCGUCUUGUAUUUUAAACGUAUUGACUUCGUUCGUGAUAACAAGCGGGCCGAUUCUUUUAAUCUUCUUAACAAUUUUGCCCGCAAUUUUGUUUUCGUUACGUGGAAAGAGAAUUGACAUUUCUCCUCAAAUGAAAUUUGUUUGUCAUUAGUCCGGAGGGUUUUUUCAAAAAAAGCAGUGCGAGAAUCUUAAAAAUCUUUUAUUGAUAAAGAUUCAGUGUCUUCCACAAACGCGCAUCAAUGUGAUAUCUAUCCGUGACAAACGGUGAGUGUCGUGUUUCCUUUCGGCAAGCAUUACAACACUAGGCUAUUCCAUUUUUCAGACAUUAGACCCUAGCAAAAUAGCCUCCAGGUGGAUCUCCUUACCGAUCAGUAAAAGCUAACAGGCUACAAUCAACAAACGGAUGGAGAACUAAGUCACUUUGCCAUUGUCUCAUCUCGCCCUUGUGACACAUCGCAAAACGUCUGUCGCACAAACAACUUGGUACACAAUGGCUUUUGCAUCACUGAAAAAGGAGUUAAUAAAUGUAUACUGAACUUCCACGAAAUUGUGCGGGGAAUCUAAGCCAGUCGGACCUGUGUAAACAAACAACAAUGACCGAAUACGACAACAUUUCCGACUCGAAUAUCGUUCCCUAUCUUAUUUCAUCAAAGGAUCUCCACGACAAUUCGACGUUGCUAGAUGAAGCACCAACUCUAACAACGAGCGCUUCGAUCAAGGCGACAAUACUUUGCAUUAUGGCUGUUGCUUCGCUGAUUGGAAAUAUGGCAACUCUAAUUAGCAUCGCUUUUACAAAAAAAUGUACCAGCAGCUCGUUAUACACUCUUCUCUUCCAGUUGGCCAUUUCCGACUUGUUAGUGAGUGUGUGGUGCUUAUCCGGAGAAGCCGCCUGGACGUACACGGUGGAGUGGAAAGGAGGGCAAUUUUUGUGUAAAACAUUUAAGUUUUCCCAGGUAUUCAGCCUGUACUUGUCGACAUCAACUAUGGUGCUGAUAGGAUUUGAUCGAUUAAGAGCUAUUCGUCGACCGAUAAGUCACCGUUCGUGUUUAAAGCCAAUCUGUGUCGCUUGGAUACUUAGCGCAGCUUUAGCUUCACCUCAGCUUCUCAUUUUCCGUGUAUUGAAAGGGCCAUUCCGCGAGCUUUUUUAUCAAUGUGUUACGUAUGGAUUUUACACGGAAGAAUGGCAGGAGCAACUCUACACUGUCUUUAGUCUCCUUACAAUGUUUGUCAUUCCGCUAGUCAUACUCGUAGUUUGCUACGUCUGCAUUUUCUGCACUAUCGCAAUAGAAAAAGAGCGAGCGUUCGUGAUACGCGCACCGCAUCCAUCGAUGGAACGCUGGCCGGCCGAGAGUCUCGUCUCAAACUUGCGUGCAAGAGAUCAACAUCGCCAACAUUCCCCGCAGCGACAUCAAACCAUUUUCAACAGACGUCGUAACACCAUCUUCAAACGGGCAAAGAUGAAAUCACUGCGGAUUUCAAUUAUAAUCGUUACGGCCUUUGUGAUAUGCUGGGCUCCGUAUUACUUCAUGAUGAUUACUUUCAUCUUUCUCAACCCUGACGAUAAGUUGGGUGAAGACAUGCAGUCAGCCAUCUUCUUUUUUGGCAUGAGUAAUUCCUUGGUUAAUCCGCUCAUCUAUGGAGCCUUCCAUCUAUGGCAGCCUUCUGUUGGAAGAAGUCGAAAACUCCCCGGCUCCUUCUCGACAGCCUUCACAGAUAGCGUACGUGGAGGACUGGUAGCCGGACAAAGACGUCGCCCAGAGCCAGUGACUGGCCAUGCCGCUGUGGUACAUCAGUCCCCGAUGACUCCUUCCGCUGUUCACAAGUCGCAUAAGCGCUGUUCACUUCGACGACAAAAUCGGCCACAUCCAUGUCGAUAUCGGACGUCAACCACCAGUCUCUGAACUAUUAUUAUAUAUACACCGCCCAUGCCAAGCCUCUUCUGCUAAAACUGUUUGCUUCGACGUUUCGAAUUCGACAAGAAUUUUCUGUUGGAUUCCAUUAAGAUCAGUUGGCAUUUGUUUAUGCGUAAACAGUAGCUGCCUACUGCAAAAUUGAGUUUUUGUCUACCCCGCGUUAACAUGCUUCCACUGUCAAAUUUUGUUUGCUCAACAUGCUGAAUCAUUCUUUUUUUGUACAAAUCCAACUAUACCUAAUCGCUGAAGUCAAUGAACGAUGAGUGAAGUCAGA
This is a messenger RNA of Daphnia magna, 2273 nucleotides long. Its product is annotated as gonadotropin-releasing hormone receptor. The coding region runs from base 611 to 1987 and encodes 458 amino acids. The transcript is spliced from 12 exons. Lineage: Eukaryota; Metazoa; Arthropoda; Branchiopoda; Diplostraca; Daphniidae. Gene Ontology annotation, molecular function: corazonin receptor activity. The record is from RefSeq and is a predicted model, not a curated record. Gene Ontology annotation, biological process: neuropeptide signaling pathway. Gene Ontology annotation, cellular component: membrane.